CUUUUUUUCGAACCAUCAUGUCCAGACAACCCUCGCCAGGAAAUGCACAUCUCUCCAACACAACUCAAGCCCAAAUCCAGUCUGCAAAGCAGCAAAAAUCAAAAGCAUACUCUGGAGGUAUUACGGCCGGUGCUGAAGAUGCAAAGUACCACAACAAAUACAAGGAGUUGAAGAGAAAAGUCAAAGAAAUUGAGUCGGACAAUGAUAAACUCCAGCUCAAGGUUAUGCAGGCCAAGCGAAAUAUCCAACGGAUGAAACUCGAGAGGGCCAUUCUUUAUGAACGCCUUUCGGUCGCGCCUCACCCUCACUCGCCAGAAUUGCAGGAUCGCCAGCCGCUCCCUCCUAUCGCCCCUCAGGGACAGCCCUUGCCCACCUCCCACCUUCACCGCGAGGGACCACCUAUGGACCACGAUCCUGCUCUUGUCGAGUAUCUUCGCAUCCAUGGCAAUGUUAGGGUCGUCACUGGCCCCGACGGACGACCCCUGCCUGUUGCUGAUCCAUCCUUAGGCCCAGCAGUCGCGCCGGCAACAUCGUCGAUACGCUUGACACGGCGCAGCUCAGCAGGCGUUCCACCAGCCCACGACGCGCGUCUCGGUGCAAUACCCCCUUUACCUCCCAUGCAGCCACCCAUGGAACCAGGACGAAGUCAUUCAACUCGGUCUCAUUCUCAUACCACAAGUCCAACCACCCACCAUUCUCACGUCAGUCCAUCUCAUGAACGGUCCCAUUCUGGUUCCCGGAGGGGUCCUCCGGCACCUUAUGUGCCGCAUCCGUAUCCAGGGGAUAGCCUGCCACCCGUUGGCCACGUCCUGCUCAGUUCGCCACCUCCGUCAGAUCGUGAACGUUCCCGACGUCAAGAUAUGCACGAACUAGCUAUUCCGCAUGGCGAUAUGCACAAUCAUGCCAUGGGCCCGCUAUCUCCUCGCUCGCAUUCGUCUGAUGCCCGGUCGUCUUCUAGUAGAGUGCACAACCACCAGCGUCUCGGUCCCGGCACGUACAUCAACAGAGAGGAUCAUCGGGACCGCCAACGCGAGAUUGACUACGAUGCGGAACGUCAAUGGGAGCUAAGAGAACGUGACCGUCGCGACAUGAUGCGCGGUGGCCGGGAGGCUGAGUUAGGCCCUGCUCACAUGCACUCGCCUCCGGUGGUACAUCGGUCUUCCAGACACUCCAUGGAAUACACAGACCAUCACACGUCGCGUAUGCGCGAAGAACCAGGGUAUUACCAUGAAAUGUCAGCUGGCAGCGCGAGCGCGGGUCCUGGCUACCCUAUGCAGCAUUCGCGGUCCGAAACGCCUGGCUCAGGAUCAGGUGCUUCAGGAUCUGGCAUUGGCGGGGCUGACGGUCCUUCUCGUCCGGACUCCCGUGGCCAAUACUAUGACCACGAUCGACCGCGAUCGUUUAGGUUGCGUCCUGUCAGUCAGGCUCAACCGCCGUCAGCCCCACCUCAGGAAGAAUUGGACUUUGUACACGAAGACGGACGAUCACAGUCGAGAGAUCGUGGUGGAGGUGGCGGUGGCGUUUAUACACCUUCGGAGCAAGGAAGGUCCUCUGCUAGGAUUGACGCCAGAAAACGAAGAAGUGUAGAUAUGAUGGAGGUUGAUGAUCCUGCCAUGGCAGCGCUCUAUCCCGGGCAGGACAGGAAUUCCAAACGAUAUCACAGGGAGCGCGUACGGGGUGGUGAGGACCAGGAUGACGACCGCAUGGGGCCUUGAAAGUCUCUAACGGUUCUGUUUGGACAUUAAGGUACGAUAAUCAAGGCAUUUCUUCCUAUUUCUGUUGUCGUGCAAUCCUUCUGUAGUUAUGUACAACUUCUCUUCCUAUCCUCUAUACAAGGGUUAAAUAAAACAUCAUAGAUAUACCAUCCACACACACACAAACGUCAUUCUCACUUCAAAAACCUUGUGCCCAUGACGUUGUAGGUACUAUGUGGCGUAAUGUGUACGAGGCUCAUUUAUCAUAAUGUUCAUUGGAGACACGCU
Guyanagaster necrorhizus is the source of this 1982-nucleotide messenger RNA. RefSeq lists its product as uncharacterized. The record is from RefSeq and is a predicted model, not a curated record. The transcript is spliced from 3 exons. Lineage: Eukaryota; Fungi; Basidiomycota; Agaricomycetes; Agaricales; Physalacriaceae. The coding region runs from base 18 to 1715 and encodes 565 amino acids.